This is a messenger RNA of Trichophyton rubrum CBS 118892, 661 nucleotides long. RefSeq lists its product as uncharacterized. NCBI's taxonomy places the organism in Eukaryota, Fungi, Ascomycota, Eurotiomycetes, Onygenales, Arthrodermataceae. The coding region runs from base 218 to 655 and encodes 145 amino acids. The transcript has a single exon. The record is from RefSeq and is a predicted model, not a curated record.
ACUGGCGGCACAUAUGUACUCCAGACUUCGGAGGUCAAAGCUGGCGGCGGACAGGUGGAGAGCCAUCGAAAUUGAGAGAGCGAGAGUAGUACUCCGUAGUGAGCAGAGACUGUGCGUUCAAGUUCAAGCAGGCAAGGAAGCAAGAAGAAAAGCAAAGGGGAGAUAAAAAAAAGAAAGAAAGAGAAAGAAAAGAAGAAGAAGAAGAAGAAGAAGGCCCAUGAGCAUGAUGCCGAAUAAUGCACCUCCAGCAUCAUCACUUUCUCCCCUAAAACUACCUUGCUACCUUGUUAUAUGUACCGCGGUACGGAGUACAUGCAGAGGCAAGUCGAUGUACAUGGCCAGCGCAUGCCAUGCACCUCCCCCAGUACGGAGUCCGGAGUACCGUACAACAACCUGCUCAAUAGGCGAGCAGGCGCGAGAGGUCCAGAUCAUAAACGACCGUCCACUUUUUUGCUCAGUCCUUUUUCCUCUCUCCCCAAUCCCAUCUUUCUGCCUUCUCUUUUUCCUGUCUCCCCUCCCAACCCCGGGCAGCCUGCUACGUGGCGGUCCCUUUCAAAAGAAAAGCAAAAAGAUGAGCAGACAGAGAGAAGGGGGAGAGAUAGAAAGAAAUCGAGGGAGAGGGCAAAAAAAAAAAAAAGCAAAAGGUGAGAGGUGACGAGCG